AUGGAGAAAAACGAAAUUAGAGCUGUCAUCAAGUACCUCUGUUUGAAAAAAAUAUCUUCAAAAGGCAUACACAGUGACUUAGUGGAAACAUUGGGGGACUCUGCUCCUUCAUAUUCUACAGUUGCACGCUGGGCUAAGGAGUUUAAACUGGGUAGAACAUCCACUGAAGAUGAACAUCGCGAAGGACGCCCAUCCACGUCCCUCAUUGAAGACAACGUGAAAAAAGUCGAAGAUGUUGUGUUGGCAGAUCGAAGACUGACCAUCAGGCAAGUAGCUGAGGUCACAGGGAUCUCAUAUGGCAGCGUUCAAAGAAUCCUUGCGAACGAGUUGCAUAUGAAAAAGGUCUCUGCGCGUUGGGUACCCAGAAUGUUAACCGACGACCAAAAGAAAAAUCGAGUUGACAUUUCCAGGGUCAAUCUCGAAAAGUUCCAAGAAGUCAAGAAAAUUUUUUGCUCCGUUUUGUGA
Parnassius mnemosyne (clouded apollo) is the source of this 465-nucleotide messenger RNA. Lineage: Eukaryota; Metazoa; Arthropoda; Insecta; Lepidoptera; Papilionidae. The record is from the annotation of a GenBank genome assembly.